ACAAAAAUGCAAGGGAAUGAAAUUGAAAAAGAAAAAAAUAAUGAAAUAAUUAAUAAACAAACAUUAAAUAAUAAUGAAAAUAAUGAUGAAAAAAUGAAUAAAUUGGAGGAUAGACUUGAACAAGCUGGAAUUGUAAAACCUCCAGAUGGAGCUUUUGGGUGGGCUGUUGUUUUUGCUAGUUUUUGUACAAAUGGAAUUGUUGAUGGAAUUAUUUUUACCGUCAGUGCAAGUCUAGUACCCCGUUGGGAACGUUUUUUCAACAACAACACAGUAACUAAUGUAACUUCUCUUUUGGCUGGCUUUUAUUUACUUUCUGGCCCUUUAGCUUCUGCUUUGGCUAAUUCUUUUGGUUGUAACACUGUUGCCGUUGCUGGGGCUUUUAUUGCUGCAAUAGGCUUUCUUGUUAGUGCCUUAAUCCCUGCUUUGCCUGUUUUGUAUGUUGCUUUUGGAAUUAUUGGGGGAAUUGGUUUUGGACUUGUUUUUCUCCCCGCAAUUGUUAUUGUGGGGCAAUAUUUCUCAGAAAAAAGAGCUUUGGCAACGGGAAUUGCUGUUUGUGGUUCUGGUAUUGGAACUGCUAUUUUUGGGCAGAUUAAUCCAAUAAUUCUCGAUCAUUUUGACAAACUUGUUGGUGAAGAAGAUAGUUGGCGUAUUUUUUUACUUUUUCUUUCUGCAAUAACCCUAACUUGUGCAAUAUUUGGUUGCUUCUUUAAACCUUUAAAACCUUCAAAAUCGCAACUUGAACAAGUGGUUAAAAUUGCGAGUGAAUUUAUGGGAAAAGGUGGAAAUAAUGAGGAAAUAAUAUUGAGAGAGGAAAAUGAAGAAAAUAGUAAAAUUAUUAGAAGGCCUUCUGACACUACAAAAAUUACUCAAGGAGUGGAAAUUGAACGUUUUGUUAAACCUCCCCAAAAUGGAGCUCUUUCACGUCGACGAGUAGAUUCAUUUUCACAAAGAUCUUUUUUAUCAACACUUGAAUUGUUGGCUAGUCGACAUGCACUAGACCAAUCAAGCACUUCAAAUGCCAAUUUGGCAAGAAAAGUCAGCAAAGUUGGAGUUAUCGACCUAAAUCGCCCCCUUAGCCGAAUGGAUGUUUUCUACACCGGAUCAACUCAAAGUUUGGCAAAGAGAACACAAAACAGAAUGCCAAAUUUUAGCGAAAAUAAUUUUUUUGAAAAUAAACAAGAAGCAAAACCUUCAAUUGGAAAAUCUAAUCUUUAUUUGAGUGCUGCUGGUUUACAUACUUUGGAAGGGGCGGCAAAGUCUGGAAUUGUUUCCUCUAAAUGGACUAAUAAUAUUAUUUCUUCCCUUCGUUCAAUGCUUGAUUUGGGCCUUUUACAAAGCCCAACAUUUCUUGUUUUGGCAAUUAGUGGUUUCUUAACACUUUUUUGUUUUUUUGUGCCCUUUGCUUUUAUUGGUGAAUUAGCUGCUAAUAAAAUAUCUUCAACAACAACAACAACAAAUAAUUUUAAUAAAAAUGAUACAAAUAAUUUAAAUAAUUCGGAAAGUGGUUCUGCUUCCCAAUUACUUUUGGUUCUUCUUGGUAAGAAAGAUAUAGAGAAAUUGAGGGACAUUUUCUUGUUUUUAGGCCUUUUUAACGUUGUUGGGCGUGUUUUAUGCGGUUACAUUUCCGAUCACCCAAAAGUCGAUCCUUUAAUUGUUUCAAAUAUUGCUUUAAUUAUUGGCGGAAUAGCUACAGCAAUUGCCCCUUUACUUAAUCAACUUUGGAUGUUUGCUAUUUAUUGUUUUCCUUUUGCUUUUGGUGCUGCCAGUUUUGCAGCUUUACGUUCAAUUAUUUGUGUUGAAUUACUUGGUAUUGAACGCCUUUCUAGUGCUUUUGGAAUGUUAAUGCUUUUUAUGGGAGUUGCUGCUCUUUUUGGUAGGGAUUUUUUCCUUUUUUAUUCUUUAGUUGAAAUAAUUUUUAAAAUAUUCUGAUUUGUAUUUUGCACUCCAUAGUCUGUCCACACCUUUUUCAAUACUCUGUCUAGAUAUAUUAGGAAAGAAAAUUUCUCGAGUAAGGUUCGGGUCGAAAAAAGUCCAGGGUUUUGGAUAACCCGUCCCAUGCCCUGCCAAAGAGAUGCGAAGGAAAAUAAAAAGCGAAUAGACGGAGAUUUCCUUCGCAACUUUUUUAAAACGCAAAAGAUCCAUCCAUGUCUCUUUGGGAUUUUACUUGCCCUAUUUAA
This is a messenger RNA of Meloidogyne enterolobii, 2177 nucleotides long. The record is from the annotation of a GenBank genome assembly. Lineage: Eukaryota; Metazoa; Nematoda; Chromadorea; Rhabditida; Meloidogynidae.